AUGAAGGAAGAGUUCUACCAUCGCUACUUAGUUAAAAAUAAUCUGAUAGAACCCGUUGUCGAGCUGUUUAUAUCAAAUGGCCAUCGUUAUAAUUUAGUCGACUCCGCGAUAAUUGAAUUCUUUGAAUAUAUACGUAUCGAAAACAUUUCCCAACUUAUUAUUCACAUUGUGGAAAAUUUCGGUGACGUUUUGACACGAGUAACAUACGUUCAAACUUUCCUUGGUCUCCGUAAGGCCUACGAGCAUAUUCACCGUGGGCCUCGAGCUAGCUUUUUAUCAUCCCCUGUCUGUGGUCAGCAGCCUACUCUGGAUAUGCUUCCUUUACAUAAUCAUCAAACUCCAGUGGCUGUUGGUUCUGUGGCUUCUGGACUUGCCAAUUCCGUCUCUGUCAGCUCUGGGACAGGUAGUACAAUUGCCUUUUCUGGGAUACGCUCACUCUCUUCAGUUUCAAGUGUGGUCCAUAGUAGUACUCGUGAAUCUAGAGGUGGCCUUGAUGCGGAAGAAGAACAAUGGUUUGAACAGGAGGAAGAAGAAGAUGAGGAAGAGGAAGAGGAGGAUGAUGAAGGUGGUGAUUCAGUUGGUGUUAAUGCUGCGGGUGAAGAUGCCAACCUAGCAUUUUCCAAUGCGGACAAUUCUUUAAGUGCAUUCUUCGAACGAAUUAGUGCCAAGCAAAACUCAGUAAGCGUUGCAUCUUCAGUCAGCAAGCUUUCUUCCUUGUCAUCAAGAUCUGACGAAGACGAAGAGGAUGUUGAACUUCUGAAUAACGCCUUAUCUAGCGUUUCAAAGGUCGCACCUCGCAAAGGUCUGUCUAAACGGCUUUCAACCAGUGGUUCUAAUGGAAAACCUAGUUUGUUGCGUCAAGCAACUCCUAUUGCCAUUCGUAUAAAGUCCACGACUCAACAAUUGGCAGCAGCAGCAGCUUCUAAAUGUAUCGCUUUUGAUGAAGAAGAGGAUGAUGAGUCGGAGGAUCCAGAUGAUGAGCUAAGCUUUGAAGAUGAUGACGAAGCUCCUUUGCAUGGGCUUAAGCAAGAAAGCCGAGGUAACUGUCUAUGGAAUUACUCGUACACUAAUAUAUUUUCGCUACAACGGUGA
Molecule: messenger RNA, 1092 nt
Organism: Protopolystoma xenopodis
Lineage: Eukaryota; Metazoa; Platyhelminthes; Monogenea; Polystomatidea; Polystomatidae
Source: the annotation of a GenBank genome assembly